Molecule: messenger RNA, 1245 nt
Organism: Trichophyton verrucosum HKI 0517
Lineage: Eukaryota; Fungi; Ascomycota; Eurotiomycetes; Onygenales; Arthrodermataceae
Exons: 1
Coding region: 1-1245 (414 amino acids)
Source: RefSeq, a predicted model, not a curated record
AUGUAUGAUUCUACGGCCGCUGCUGCCCAACGAAAUCGUGCCGAGGACAACCACCAGAGAGUCAAACGCAAGAGAGACAUGUCAAAGCCUGCAGAAAAGGAUGAACUAGACCUCUCGUCUCCGCAGGAGAGCCUCCGUGAACUGCUGAACUACCAGGCACGUCUCCGAGACCAGAAAUCUGGCUCCGAUGAAAUCGCCACCCGCCUGGAUCGGCUUACCUCCAUGAUCGAACGGCUUAGCCGUACAGGUGAUGCGCACAGCAUUGAAGGAAACACCGCGGGAGGUGGGAGUGCCGGCUCAAAUGUUGCUGGAAGGUCUGGAAUUGUUGAUGGUGCGUCAGGACGCGCUCGCAACAAAUCGGUCUCAUCAUCGGCCUCCGUCUCGCGCCAGUCCAGCCCCAGGCGUAAUUCCGACGAUGCUAGCAACGAUGAUUUCCCAAUCCCAGCUGGUCUUUCUACCGACCUUGUUGACCCUGUGGGUACCCUGAAUUUGGGACACUUGAGUCUGGAGGAUAGUGGUAGAUCUCGAUAUGUUGGGACCACUUACUGGGCUUACAUCUCGGAUGAGAUUAAUGAGCUAAAUCAACUCCUCCGAAACCAGAAUCGCUCCCAACCACCGAUUAUACCCCAGCCAGCUCCCUCUAAUGGUGGCAAUGAUCCCUCGAUAUCCCCAGUGCAAAAGUCGGAUGAAUCUAACAGCCAGGUCCAACAGUGGCUGGCCACGCAUGAAAGUAACAUGCAUGAUUCAAUCCUCUACCCAAAGGCCGGCGGACCUUCUUCACACAUAAAGCCUAUACAGGCAGAUAUGCUCAAUCACGUUCCAACAAGGCAUGAAAGCAACAUCCUAUAUAAAUCUUUCAUGUCCGGCGUCCAAGCUAUCAGCCCCGUUCUCCACCCUCCCAAUGUGCUCAAAUCAUAUGAAGAAUUCUGGGACUGGUAUGCCAUGUAUAGACAACCGGGAGCCCCGUAUCCUAGACCUUCUUUUAUCCCACUCCUUUAUGCCAUCUGGUACGGUGGCUCAGUCACCGUCUCCCUAAAGACAAUCCAUGCCGAGUUCAACCUUGAGUCACGCUCGGCGUUAACCGAACCUUUCCACGAUGAAGUCACUCGAUGGCUAAAGACCAUAUCUUUCCCUCGAAGCCCAUCCCUCAACGGCCUGGCUGCCUUCCUCCUUGUCCAAACCAUCCUAUCCAAGGAAGAAGAACCUUUGACCAGCAGCCUCUUCACAGUUUGGCCCUUCGCGUAG